This is a messenger RNA of Eurytemora carolleeae, 1630 nucleotides long. Its product is annotated as FAD synthase. Gene Ontology annotation, molecular function: FMN adenylyltransferase activity. The transcript is spliced from 15 exons. Bases 1 to 1428 code for a protein of 475 amino acids. Lineage: Eukaryota; Metazoa; Arthropoda; Copepoda; Calanoida; Temoridae. The record is from RefSeq and is a predicted model, not a curated record. Gene Ontology annotation, biological process: FAD biosynthetic process.
AUGGAGACUAAAACUGCCGGAAUUAUUAUUAUAGGAGACGAAAUACUGAAAGGGCAAACUCAGAAGAAUCUGCGGGAGUUGGGAGUCCGUGUAAACAGGAUUAGUGUUAUCCCAGACGAUUUAUCGUCCAUCAGUGCAGAGGUUCGACAGUUCUCGUCCCAGUUUGAUUUCGUCCUCACGUCAGGGGGGAUUGGACCUACACAUGACGAUAUCACAUUUGAAGGAGUUGGGAACGCGUUUGACGAUAAGCUUAUUUUCAACCCUGACCUAGUUGACAAAUGUAAAAUAUGGUUUAAGAAAGAUGAUUUGAGUGAUCCCUGUUUUAAACUAGCAUAUAUUCCUUCUACUUCUAAGCUCAAUUACGGAUUCGAUUAUAACACAGGGAAACCUACUCUGUAUCCCUUGGUAUCUGUUAAUAAUGUCUACAUUUUUCCAGGUAUCCCACAGCUGUUAGAGCGCUCAUUUCGUAACCUUGGAUCAACCCUGUUCAAGGUCAACUUUAAGUUCAUCGCAGGAGAAAGCUUUAUCCAUCAAGACGAGCUUUCUCUCACGAACAGCAUAAACAAGUUGGUUUCUGAGUUCCCUGAGACAAGUUUUGGAUCGUAUCCGUCCUUAGUGAAUCAGUUCUACAAGACCAGGAUAUCCUACGAGUGCCCCUCAGAGGUUCAACUUAAUCAGAUAAGUGAGUAUAUAAGAACGAGGAUGCCCGUGGUUGAGUUUGACAAGGUCCCCCACGAAAACAGCAGGGAAAAGAUCAAUGAGCUGAUGAGCAGGACAGAGGAUACAGUGUUCAAGAAGAACCUGGAGCAGGCCUUAGAUAUCGUGGAGGAGUGCUUCAACAGAUAUAAUAGUGAAGAGGUGUCUGUUUGCUAUAAUGGUGGGAAGGAUUGUAUUGUGAUGCUGCAUCUUGUACAUGCUGUACAUCAGAGUAAGCACCCUGAGAAAAGACUAAACUCCUUGUAUAUACGUGAACAAAACACUUUCCAGGAGGUAGACACCUUUAUAACUGAAUCCAUCCUAAAGUACAAACUAGAGAAUAAGACAAUCAGUCAUCCUAUGAAAGCUGCUCUCAAGCAAUUGUUGGAAGAGGACAAGGACGUGAAGGCAACUGUCCUGGGGACAAGGGACGGAGACCCAGGAGCACAAUAUCAGGAUGCAUUCUCUCCUACUGAUGGAGACUGGCCGAGGAUAAUGAGAGUCAACCCUAUCCUUAAAUGGAGAUAUCAGGAUGUUUGGACUUUCCUUCGAGGAUUGAGUAUUCCUUAUCCGUCCUUGUAUGAUCAAGGGUAUACUAGUUUAGGAAACCCGGAGAAUACUCAACCCAACCCUGCUCUCAGGUUUUCUGAUGAGAAAGGUCUUGUGAGAUAUCAUCCUGCCUACUUGUUAGAGGACGGAUCUUUAGAACGUCAGGGUCGAACCAAGAAAUAAUAUUAUGAUUAUGAAACUAGGAUUAAGCUCAGCAUAUUACACAUAUUUUGUACGAGAGGACGGAUCUUUAGAACGUCAGGGUCGAACCAAGAAGAAGUGAUAUUGAAACUACUAAUUUAGUUCAACUUAUUACACAUAUUUUUGUACUACUUAUGUAAAUUAUGACUUGAAACUAGAUAAAUAAAUAAUGUAAGAGACUUUA